GAAAAAUGAGUGGCCGCGGGAAAGGAGGAAAAGGACUCGGCAAAGGAGGCGCCAAGCGUCACCGUAAAGUUCUCCGUGAUAACAUCCAGGGCAUCACCAAGCCCGCCAUCCGCCGUCUGGCCCGCCGCGGCGGAGUGAAGCGUAUCUCCGGUCUGAUCUACGAGGAGACCCGCGGCGUGCUGAAGGUGUUCCUAGAGAACGUGAUCCGUGAUGCCGUCACCUACACCGAGCACGCUAAGAGGAAGACCGUGACCGCCAUGGAUGUGGUGUACGCUCUGAAGAGACAGGGCCGCACCCUGUACGGCUUCGGAGGUUAAACAUGAUCCGGAAAAACUACA
This is a messenger RNA of Perca flavescens (yellow perch), 338 nucleotides long. RefSeq names its product histone H4. The transcript has a single exon. Gene Ontology annotation, cellular component: nucleosome. The coding region runs from base 6 to 317 and encodes 103 amino acids. The record is from RefSeq and is a predicted model, not a curated record. NCBI's taxonomy places the organism in Eukaryota, Metazoa, Chordata, Actinopteri, Perciformes, Percidae. Gene Ontology annotation, molecular function: structural constituent of chromatin; DNA binding; protein heterodimerization activity.